Messenger RNA from Paramecium tetraurelia, 210 nucleotides. RefSeq lists its product as uncharacterized. The transcript is spliced from 2 exons. NCBI's taxonomy places the organism in Eukaryota, Ciliophora, Oligohymenophorea, Peniculida, Parameciidae. The record is from RefSeq and is a predicted model, not a curated record.
AUGGAUAUUAGAUUAAGGCAACAAUCGGCCAUGACUUAUUAAGAAUACUUAAACUAUUAUAAUAAAGAGCCAGAUUCACCUCGAAUUCACCCCAAGGAUAGUCCAGUAGAACCUUUAUCAGAUUUAGAAUUGAGUCCUGUUUAAGAGAAACAUCGAAAUAAGCUAACAGUGUAGAGCUGUAAAGUCAUCAAAAUUAAUUCAAAACUAUGA